Penicillium coprophilum is the source of this 756-nucleotide messenger RNA. Its product is annotated as SDR family NAD(P)-dependent oxidoreductase. Gene Ontology annotation, molecular function: oxidoreductase activity. The transcript has 10 exons. The coding region runs from base 1 to 756 and encodes 251 amino acids. Lineage: Eukaryota; Fungi; Ascomycota; Eurotiomycetes; Eurotiales; Aspergillaceae. The record is from RefSeq and is a predicted model, not a curated record.
AUGCCCUAUUCUUUGUCGGGUCGCAAUGUUUUGAUUACCGGGGGCUCUCGAGGGCUAGGUGCUCUUUCAGCUGAGAAGUUCGCCUCUGAGGGAAGCAAUGUUGCUAUCAACUAUAUGUCCAAUAAGGAGGCUGCAGAUAAACUUGCCUCAGACAUUGCAGGCAAAUAUGGUGUAAAGACUGUGGUUAUCCAAGGCGACGCCGGAGUCAAAGAUGACUGUGUCAACGCCGUCAAAACCACAAUUGAGAAGCUGGGGGGCUUAGAUAUCAUUAUCUCGAAUGCCGGGUGGACAAAAAUGACCAACUUCGCCGAUCUUGAUGCCAUGGACGACGAUGACUGGGAUAAGUGCUGGUCGGUUAAUGUCAAGAGCAGCUUCCACCUGUUCAAGGCAGCUUUGCCCACGUUCAAUGCGAACCCUGAAGGUGGUGUUUUCCUCAUCACAGCCUCGACUGCGGGCGUCACGGCAGGUGGCAGCAGCUUGCCUUAUGCUGUCUCGAAAGCAGCAUCUAUCCAUCUCAUGAAGUGCCUUGCUAGUAGCCAGGGCGCCAAAGUUCGCGUCAAUGCUAUUCUUCCUGGUCUGUUGCUCACUGAAUGGGGUCAACGCUUCCCAGCCGAGAAAAUUGAAAGCUGGACAAAUGCGACAACCCUUAAGCGAGCACCCGAGGUCGAAGACUGUGCGGACAUGUUUGUUACAUUGGCCAAGAAUGCUUCUAUAACUGGUCAGACAGUUCAAAUUGAUUCUGGCUUCGCGAUCUGA